AUGCAGCUCGUAGCUGAGCGGCCCCUGACGGACGAUGAUCUAUGGAAACUAGAAGCGGCCAACCGGACGGAGACGGCGUUCGCCAACUUCCUUACGCACCUGGAGCCGUCCGACGGCUCGCUGUUUCGUGCCGUGGCCCGCAUCUACGGCACAAAGCUGGCCGUCUGCGGUGCCGCAUCCUUGAUAUCUGCAGCGUGCGGCCUGUUCGCACCGGUGGUGCUGCACCACGUCAUUGAAGCUUUCGCAGCGCCAGCCACCGACCUGCGGGACUUGAGUGUCUGGCUGGGGCUUUUCUUCGCCUCUCGACUGGCGAACGCUCUGGUGUCGGCCCACGUGGCGUACUACCUCGACGUACUUGGGCUGCGCCUUACUGCCGCGUUGAAGGCUCUUUUGUUCCAGAAAACACUGCGUCGGAACGCAGCGAGGGCCGACUCGAGCGCAGCCGUCGACAUCUCGAACCUGUUCACGUUGGACGCCAACAGCGUCUCCACUGUUGCGCACUACAUCAACAGUGCGUGGAUCCUGCCGAUCCAGAUCGGCGGCGUGGUCUAUCUGCUUUACUGGGCCAUUGGCGCCGCGGCCUUCGCUGGCCUGGGCGUGAUCGGGGCCUCGACACUCGCUGGGAUGUUCGUGGGGAAGGUGAGUGUCGACGCGUUCAGGGAAAUGAUGCGGCAGCGAGACGGACGAAUGAAGGCCAUCAAGGAAGUGUUUGGGGUCAUGCAAGUCGUCAAGCUUAACGCGUGGGAGGGUAAAUUCGCAGAGCGUAUUGCAGACCGCCGAGCGACGGAGAUGAAGGCCCAGCGGUCCUUCCUGCUGACGUGCUCUCUCGAGGAGCUGGUGGUGUGGGCGUCGCCCUUGAUGGUGUCUAUUGUCUCGCUGGCUGUAUAUUCGGUGGGGAUGGGGCAGCCUCUCACUGCAGCCAAGGUGUUCACGGCUCUCGCCCUCUUUAACGCACUACGCGGCCCGUUGCAAGAGCUCCCCAGCGUCAUCCAGGCAUGUCUUCACUCCAAAGUCGCGCUGGAUCGUAUUACAGAAUACCUAUCUCACGCGGACUACAACGCAUCGAAUGUACUGAGAGAGGAUCCAUCGCAUGCAGAAGACGUCGCUGUAUCGGUCGAGAAUGGGAGCUUCGGGUGGAAAGCAGACUCUCCGGUCUUGGCCAACGUAAAUAUUACCAUCAAGCGAGGAGAUCUGGUGGUUGUCCGCGGAGCUGUGGGGGCUGAUAACGGCGUCGUUCAGGGUGAAAGACGCGAGUCAAAGCAGCGUCGGAGUUCCUAUUCCAAGCACCAGACAGCUUCUAACAUCGAUGCACCUGAGAAGAGCGAACGCCGGAUUGACAAGGAAAAUGGUUCUACGGGACAGUUUGUGGAGGACGAAGCGAGGCGGGAAGGACGAGUCGCGAGCGAAGUCUUCUGGGCUUACUUCAAGGCGUUAGGCGGGAUGAAAAUCGAUCUCUGGCUCAACCACUGGACCAGCGAAGGUCUGGAGAUCGACGACGAAAUCACUAAGAGGAACGUCAUCGUUUACGCGCUACUAGGCGGCGGUGGAGCGCUUAUGGUUCUGGUUCGAUCCGUUUGCGUCGUGUUGGUCGGGCUCGGGGGAGCUAGAUACCUCUUUGGAGCCAUGACGGACGCGCUGUUGCGUGCUCCCAUGCGAUUCUUCGACACGAACCCCAUCGGCCGAAUCGUGAACCGCUACGCGACCGACAUGGGCUCGAUCGAUUUCCGUAUGCCGUUGAUCUACGGUGGAUUUCUUGCGGACUUCUUCGUCGCCGUGUGCCAGUUGGCAACAGCAGCGUAUAUGGUAAAUUUCUUGGGUCUCCUCGUAAUUCCUCUCGCUUGGAUCUAUGUCAAGGUGGCGAACUUUUACUUGUCCUCGUCAAGCGAAAUCACCCGCUUGCAGCGAGUCGUAUCUUCCCCCGUCUUGAGUCUUGUCAGUCAGUGUGAAGAAGGAGCUGCUGUGAUUCGAGCGUUUGGUCCGGACUGUGUCUCUCGGAUGACGAACACGAUGUUCCAGCGCAUCAACAAGUACAACAAGUUGGUCGGCUGUGCUGUUGUCGUUGGCAUUGUGUCGUCGCUGGUGUAUCUCCGAGCCUUCCUGUCGCCAGGACUGGUGGGGUUGGCCUUCACCUACGCUCGCAACGUCGACGGAGGCCUGGCCAACAUUGUCCGGCAAUGGUCGUAUGUGGAGAUCAUUAUGGUUAGCCCUGAGCGCGUGAUGGAGUACGCUUCGCUCCCUCCAGAGGGCAAGCACAACAUGCUCAUACAAGUCGAACCUGCUGCAGGAUGGCCGCGUGGUGGGGCGGUUGUGUAUGAUAAUGUCGUCUUCAGCUACAAGGAGAGCGGAGAUGAAGCGGUGCUGAAGAACGUCUCCUUCAGCAUCAAGAGUAACAAGAAAGUCGGCGUCUUACGGUGCAUGGGUCGCGCGCUGCUCAGCCGCAGUCGCAUCGUGGUGAUGGAUGAAGCUACUGCGGCAAUCGACCACGCCACCGAGCAACGGCUGCAGGAAAUGAUCACCCGCGAGUUUCAAGACGCCACCGUGCUGACAAUCGCCCACCGUCUUGCGACAGUGCUGGAAUCCGACCGCAUCUUGGUGCUAAACGAAGGUGAAGUCGUGGAAUUUGACACGCCCCAGAGUCUCGUGAAGGAUUCUGAAGGCGUAUUCUAUGAGCUGGCGAAAGAAGGCGGAUAUCUACACAAAUUGCGUGCUUAA
This is a messenger RNA of Phytophthora sojae, 2712 nucleotides long. RefSeq lists its product as hypothetical. The transcript is spliced from 5 exons. Gene Ontology annotation, molecular function: ATP binding; ABC-type transporter activity. The record is from RefSeq and is a predicted model, not a curated record. Gene Ontology annotation, biological process: transmembrane transport. Gene Ontology annotation, cellular component: membrane. Lineage: Eukaryota; Oomycota; Peronosporomycetes; Peronosporales; Peronosporaceae. The coding region runs from base 1 to 2712 and encodes 903 amino acids.